Aspergillus vadensis CBS 113365 is the source of this 774-nucleotide messenger RNA. RefSeq lists its product as uncharacterized. The record is from RefSeq and is a predicted model, not a curated record. Bases 1 to 774 code for a protein of 257 amino acids. NCBI's taxonomy places the organism in Eukaryota, Fungi, Ascomycota, Eurotiomycetes, Eurotiales, Aspergillaceae. The transcript is spliced from 2 exons.
AUGUCUUCACAAGUCUGUCAUGGCAUGCACAACGGGGUAAUUCAGAAUAUUCAGGCCGACCUGCCGUGUGGUGUCACCAACUCCAGUCAUCCCCAUGUUACCUGCUGCGUCAAUGGCGAUUACUGCCUCAGCAACUCCAUCUGCGUGAACACGAACGAUAAGAACGGGGAUUAUUAUUAUGCGGCCGACUGCACAGACGAGACCCUGACAGAUCCUGCCUGCGGGACACGAUGUGGAGGCAGAAACAGCGCCGAGAUCGUAUACACCUCCGAUGGCUACUGGGCCUGCUGCGAAAAUUCAUCCGGGACGGUCAACUGCUCGAACCCUUCCGAUGAAAUCUUCCCCGGCGUCGCACCCUCAAAACUCGCGACCAUUCAAUAUCUGCCGUCCACGGCGUCCGGCACGCCAACUUAUGCGGUCGCAUCUUCUACCUCUACCUCCGAUUCCUCAAACGCUAAUACCACGACAACUUCCUCCUCUUCCUCUUCCUCUACCGAUUCAUCCAGCAGUGCAUCUUCCGGUAUCGGUGCCGGCGCGGCAGCCGGAAUCGGUGUGGGCGCUGCCGCAGGAUUCGUCAUCGUCGCAGCCAUACUAGCACUUCUGUACUUCCGCCGGCGGAAAGCGCAGAAUAAUGGCCUUCCCCAAGGAGCAGGGGGAUAUAAUGGGUUGGGAGAUGGUUCGUGGGCGCAGACUCAGCCCGUGGUUCAUUCCGUAUAUGAGCUGGAUCGGACCGGGCCGCAUCCCGAACUGGAUGGACAGCCUAAAGUUAUGUAA